This is a messenger RNA of Thlaspi arvense, 2831 nucleotides long. The record is from the annotation of a GenBank genome assembly. Lineage: Eukaryota; Viridiplantae; Streptophyta; Magnoliopsida; Brassicales; Brassicaceae.
AUGAAUUCGGACAACGACUCUCGGUCUUCGCAUUCGAAAUCGUCUUCUUCCGGUAAUGCUUCUUCUUCGUCCUCCUCGUCUGGUUCAUCUUCGUCUUCGGGGGCGUCUUCGUCUAAAGGCGGAGAUGGUGACGGUGCGGAAUCUAAAAGCUCAAGCGAUAGCAGAAGCAGAAGCAGCGGCGGGAAAGAGGAGCAUGGAGAUGAUGUAGUAGAGAGCUAUAGGAGCAACGAUAAUGUAGAAAGUGGAGCUUAUGCUUAUGACGAAGAAGAAGAAGACGAGAAGGAUCUUUUUGGGUCUGAUAAUGAAGAGUACACCAAGACACCUGCUAUUAGCACUUACUCAAUUCCGGUUUUACCUGCGGGGUGGAGCAAUGACAACCAUGGUGGGAGAGGAAUGGGACGUGGUCGUUGGCCAAACGGCAGAGGAGGAGCUGGGCUUCUCCCUCGGCCUGGGCCUUACCCUGGAGGACGUGGUGGUCGAGGUGGUUUCGGAGGGAGAUACCAGAGUUACCAGCGCGACGAGCGUUUUGUUUCCGAGCUCAAACUUUCCAAAAGCAAAGAAACUUUGUCUAGGAAAUCAACAGUCUUUCAAGAGCCAUGUGAGCUUGCUAGCUACAGUCGUGUAGAAGGUGGAGAAGUAUUCUAUGAUGACCGAGGAUUGAGGCUUUUAAGGCGCAAUUUUUCUCCUCAAGAUCUUGCAGCGGAUUUGAAUCAAGGUUAUGAUACUUUUAUUGAGAAAAGAGAUCUGGGCUCUGAGGGCUUUGGUGACCUUCUUGGCAGCAUUAGAGCAAAGAACAUUUCGUUGGAUAACAUUCAUUUUGUGACGUUCCGUAAUAAUCUAAACAAGAUACUGGGAGCUGCUUACAACCGGCACGAACCGUGGGAAAUGGGUGUGCAUAAGAGGAAUGGAACCAUAUAUCUGGAUGUGCAUAAACUGCCUGAAAGACCACAGAGUGACUUAGAUCGCCGCAGAUGUUACUGGGGUUAUUGUUUCGAAAGCCUUGCGACGGAAGAUCCGGGGAGAGGUUAUGGGGAAGAAAUACAUCACGUGGAUGCAAAUGUUGAAUUUUGCUCUGUAGUCAAGACUAAACUGGGAGCUCACCGUGUUCUGAUGGGUGCUGAAAUGGAUUGCUGCGACGAAACCGAUGAAGGAAAGAGGAUUUAUAUAGAGUUGAAAACUUCUCGCGAGUUGGAUGAUCGUACCGUAGAGAGAUUUGAGAGAGAGAAACUGCUUAAAUUUUGGAUACAAUCAUUCGUUGCGGGAGUCCCAUACAUUUUCGUUGGAUUCAGAGAUGAUGGAGGGAGACUAGUACGCACAGAGACAAUGGUAACAAAAGAUAUUGCGCACAGAGCCAGAUUGAAAAACCAUUGGCAGGGAGGAGUGUGCUUGGCAUUUGCGGAUGAGGUUCUUUGCUGGCUAUACGGCACUGUUAAAGAAAACGAAGAUUACACGCUUCAGUUCGUGCACCCUUUCAUGAGGCUAGAGCUUCUUCAAGCUCAGUCUUGUCCUGACGCCAUCACUAACCAUGUUCACCUUCUUCAACAUCCUUCAUCACCUCCACCUGAGGAGAGGGGAACGGCUGGAUCGAAGUCGGAGGUGAUCGAUCGGAAACGGAUAAACGAGGUUCACGAUAAUCGGGCGUCGCAUUCCAUGUCUCAGCCCGUCGUCAAUGGAAAGGGCAAGGCAGCAUCCAACUCCGUCUUGAUAGGGAAGCAGCUGCAUGACAACAACAAGGAUAACUAUCGUCUGGCUUCUCUCUCCAAGACUAACAAUUCCGACGAUAUAUCAGAGACAGACAGCGAAGAAUCAGAGGUCAGUGGUUCUGAAGGAGAGGACACCUCGUGGAUCUCCUGGUUCUGCAACCUUCGUGGCAACGAGUUCUUUUGUGAAGUUGAUGACGAUUACAUCCAGGAUGACUUUAACUUGUGUGGACUCAGCCAUCAAGUUCCCUACUACGACUAUGCCCUCGAUUUGAUUCUGGAUGUGGAAUCCUCUCAUGGUGAGAUGUUCACAGAGGAACAGAAUGAGUUGAUCGAGUCAGCAGCAGAGAUGCUAUAUGGAAUGAUUCAUGCUCGUUACAUAUUGACAAGCAAAGGACUGGCUUCUAUGCUAGACAAAUACAAAAACUACGACUUUGGAAGAUGCCCAAGAGUUUAUUGUUGUGGCCAACCUUGUUUACCGGUUGGUCAGUCCGAUAUCCCUCGAGCAAGCACCGUGAAGAUAUAUUGCCCCAAAUGUGAAGACGUCUAUUACCCACGAUCAAAAUACCAAGGAAACAUAGAUGGAGCUUACUUUGGGACAACGUUUCCACAUCUGUUCCUGAUGACGUACGGACAUCUGAAGCCACAAAAGGCGUCGCAAAGCUACGUGCCAAGAGUGUUUGGGUUCAAGUUACACAAGCCGUGAAGGAAAAGAAGGAAGAAAGAAAGAAGUUUUAUCCCCUUCAACUAGAUCCAAGAGCAUCACGGGUUUUGAGAAAUCUGGAGGAGAGUUAGUGUAAACAAAACAAAGCAUAAAAGGCAUAAUUUGUAUCACGAAAGUGAAACGAGUUUCUCUCUCUUUUUUUUUUUUUGUGUUGUGUCCUUUAGGUUUAGAAUUACAUUAGCAGCAUGAAUUGUUGAAGGGAAAAUACCAUAUUAAAAAAUUGUAAUACUUUUUCAUUCUUGUUUUCUUUUUCCCAGUACUCAGAAUCGGUUUAACACGCGGUUUAACACGCAAUUGGUGUGUCUUGAUUGUUGAUGUAAUUCAUUCGACCAAAAAUGGUUCCAUAAAAGCCCAUUGGGCCCCCAGUCCGAUUCACAUCCAUGAUGCUGUCGCUUUCUCUGACCAGU